AUGGAUAUUGGUUUCAGUGCAGUAGAAUUAAUAAACAAACUUAAAGUUGAUCUUGAAGAGUUAAGUAUUAAUGGCGAAAUCACUCCAAAAGUUCAUGAAUAGAUUUUCAGUUUAAGAUCUUUCAUUGAGACUUUCCUGUAUUAUUUCUCAAAAGGUGCUAAUGCUGAACGAAGUACUGAUUCGAGUGAGCUUUUCAAGUAUCUGUUGGAAAAUAUUUAAACUGAUAACCCGAUCAAGUAUAAUCCUGAAAUAGGUGGUCACUCUUCAGUUUGGGCUAUUAGAGCUUAAAGAGAAAACUGCAAAGCAUUCAUUGCUGCUCAGGCAUCAGAUUUUAAUCAUAAAGCUCUUCAUUAUACCCCAGAGCACUCUGAAAAAUAUCUUCAAUGGCCUCACUAAAGUAUAUAAGCAGAAUCUAAAUAGCAACAUGGAGAUAUUGAAGAACCUCUAGACAUUCAUCUUGUAUUUGAAUAUAAAGAAGGAGAUGAAAUUUUAGGUUACAAAGCUCCCAGGAGUAAUAGAUUUUACUUCGUUGAUGAUCCAAAUGGAGCAUCACUUAAACAAAUGGAGACUUAUCAUAAAUUAGUUAAAGAUCAUCCUCAUAUAAAAAGGCAUUUGUUUGGAGGAUACUAGUUGAUGCAGAAACUUGAAUAUCAAGAGGUUAAGGAGAGAUUAGAAAAGUAGGAGUAACUCUGGAAUGAAAUGAGGUAAACAGAGCCAGGACAUAUGAUUCAUGUAGAGUUUGCUCACUUUAGUAAUUUAGAGUUUUUUAAGCUCUUCGAUAAGCAUGUUGUUAGACAAGCUGACUCACUUGGAAUGAAUGAACAAGAACUUGUUCUUAUCCUUGAGCUUUGGCAAUACAAGCUUAAGGAUAUUAAUCAAGCCAGAGACUCAAAGCCUACUAUUGAAUUCAUCCUUGAACAACUAAGAAAAUUCUUUAUCUUGGCUAAAGAGCAACAAUUACCUUUAUCAAGAGUUCAUUUACAUCCCUAUGGAUCUUUCCUUAUGUGCUAUGAUCGUUCCAAAUGGGAGGAUGCUCAUGAUGCUAUUAUAAAAAGUUCAAUGGCUACUCCAAAAUUCUGCAAAAUGACAGACAAACUAGAGGAAGAACAUAUUGAUAAUUAUGAUGUCCCUGAGAGACCAAAAUAUAUUGUCAACCCAUACAACUAAUAAGAUCUUAUCCCCAUUUCAAGAGAUAACCUAACGUACCAAUUUGAUCUUAAUGAUGAUAUUACAUGCUAUAUGCAAUUCUUCUUAAAAUGCAGAACACUUAUAAAAACUGCUGGCCUCGGUGAUACCAUCUCAAGUACUGGUUUCAUUUACCAUGAGCCUAAAAGAUCUGAAUGA
This is a messenger RNA of Stylonychia lemnae, 1344 nucleotides long. The record is from the annotation of a GenBank genome assembly. Lineage: Eukaryota; Ciliophora; Spirotrichea; Sporadotrichida; Oxytrichidae.